ACCCUUCCGCAGAUCCCUAGCACAAACACAGGAGCCGGAGGAAAUGUAUUCACAUGCUCACAGGAAAUCCAAAUGAUUCAGUAUCAGAUUAUCCUCUAACGUCGCCUUUCGGGUGUAGGAGACGUCUAGCUGUGUUAAAUGUGUUAGGAAAUGAAAACAGAAAGUCUGGCACUAGUCGUCAUAGAAACGAUUCUAUCAAAAGAGCCCCGGUUACUGCCUCUUCCACAACAGCUUAUUUCUGCACGUUAUUUGAUCUAGCGCGCAGGAUGAUGACGCCAUGCUCCUGCGACACGUUCGUGGCUUUACCUCCAUCCUCAGAGGGACAGCGCGUCAUCUUCGGCAAGAACUCAGACAGACCCUGCGAUGAGGUGCAAGAGGUGAUCUACUUCCCCUCCAGAGACUACAGUCUGGGAGAAAAAGUCGAGUGCACGUACAUAGAGAUAGAGCAGGCUGCCCACACUCAUGCUGUAGUGUUGAGUAGACCAGCAUGGCUCUGGGGAGCUGAAAUGGGAGCCAACGAACACCAGGUCUGCAUCGGGAAUGAGGCCGUGUGGGGGAGAGAACGCGCCGACAACGAGGAGGCUUUACUGGGCAUGGAUCUAGUGAGAUUGGCUCUGGAGAGAGCAGACAGCGCAGAGAAGGCUCUGAAUGUGAUAGUGGAACUUCUGGAGAAAUACGGGCAGGGCGGCAACUGCAUGGAGGAUGAAUGCACUUUUACCUACCAUAACAGCUUCCUCAUAUGUGACCGCACUGAGGCCUGGGUGCUGGAGACCUGUGGGCAAUACUGGGCUGCAGAGAGAGUAGAGAAUGGAUAUCGUAAUAUUUCUAAUCAGUACUCCAUUACCACCAAAAUCGACAAGGAGCACCCGAGGAUGCGGGAGUACGCGCGGGAGCAAGGCUGGUGGGAUGGCAAGGUGGCAUUCAGUUUUGCAGAGGUUUACUCCUUUAUGACUACAGCACGCGUAGAGGCCGCUGGAGGCCGCUACUGUGAGGGACGUAGGCUGCUGGAGAAAAGCAAAGGUCACAUCACAGCUGAGACCAUGAUGGAUAUACUGAGAGAUAAAGAGAGUGGCAUUAAUAUGGAAGGCAUGUUCAUGACAACAGGAAGCAUGGUAUCUGUGCUCCCUAAAGACGAAUCGCUGCCUGGGGUUCACUACUUCACUGCAACCCCUGACCCUGAAAGGUCGGUUUUCAAGCCGUUUAUCUUUGUAGCAGACAUAAAGCCACUGAAUCAUACGUGUUCUCCGUGUUUCGGAGAGGACGAUCCGGUGAAGAAGAAACCUCGCUUUCAGAACAAGCCCAACCGUAAACACCCCCUAUUCAAAAAACAUGAGGUGGUGGCUGCUAUAAUCGACAGCACAAGGGAGAAAGGUCAGAGGAUCGUGCAGAAAAUGCUUGAGCUGGAGGGGCAGAAAAUGGCAGAAAUGGAGAAAUACUUAACUACAGGUGUGGACGACUCGACUCUGCUGGUUCAUCUCUUCUCAAAUGCAGUUGAGGAAGAGCUGAGAGUUUACAGUAAAGCCUGAAACAGCCUGGAGAGACUUUUACAUCUUAUUAUAUAAUUAAAACAAUUAAGUGAUGAGGAACGGAAACAAAAAGUAGAAAAUGUAGUCAACUGCACAUAAUUCAAAUGCGCAUAAAUUGCACAUAUUUCAAUAUGUAGCCAUUCCUUUAUGUGUGAAAUUACUCUGGUAAUACAAAUAUAGCAUGAUGACAAUAAAUAAAUAUAGGUAUAAAAAUCUCACAUAGUGAUAUCAGUUUUUCCAGUCAGCAAGAACAGACCAUUAAAAACUAACACAUGCUGUAUGAGUAAUUUUAAAAAGGCACUACAAAGAAUUUUGAUAGUUAAUUCAUCACACACAAAUUUCAGCAAUACUAAUUUGCUUUAUAGAUCAAAGAUAAGGUUUAAGUGGCGGUUACGCUUUUUACCCCCACUAUAAAUUGCAUGCAUAAUUUAUACAAAAAAAAGUGCACUUUGAAAAAAUGGUUUAUUUGAUACCCAAAUUAAAUAUUAGGGAUAUGCAAUGUAAACAUGAAAACAACUGUACCUCUAAUAAAUAAAGCACCAAAAAUACUAUUAGCAGAUAAGCAUGUUUCUUACAGACAGUGUUGCGGUUUUACAUAGCGCUAACGUUAGACAUGCUGAAAUGCUGCUCGAAUCCCUGCAACUAAUGUUUAGGUUUGAUCUUUUAAGAGGGUUAUUUUAACACACAACAAAUUAACAGACCCUCUUCCUCAGCCUUCAUAGGAACAUCACUGAUCACUAAAAACUUAACAAUAUAUGUACUAGUAUGGCACACUCAUACAAUGUGUUAUAUUAGAGUUAUAUAUUAUAGUUGUAUAUUAGAGUUAUGUGGUUGAAUGUGUUUUGAACUCUGAAUAAUGGGAUAAAUGACAAUGUAUGGCAACAUAAUUGAAAUCCUAACCUUUAAAAAGUCAGAAAUAAUAAUGAAUAUUAUAAAUAAAUAAAACAUUUUUCCCCCUGA
This is a messenger RNA of Pangasianodon hypophthalmus (striped catfish), 2486 nucleotides long. RefSeq names its product secernin 3 (gene scrn3). The record is from RefSeq and is a predicted model, not a curated record. The transcript is spliced from 8 exons. NCBI's taxonomy places the organism in Eukaryota, Metazoa, Chordata, Actinopteri, Siluriformes, Pangasiidae. Gene Ontology annotation, molecular function: dipeptidase activity; cysteine-type exopeptidase activity. Gene Ontology annotation, biological process: proteolysis. Bases 54 to 1526 code for a protein of 490 amino acids.